AUGGCUUCUGGCGCCCCCAAGGAUUUGCCUGUCCGGCCUGCCGACGAGGCUCAGGGCACUUCUCAACCCGCCGCUGCCCCGCCAAAGGACACCAAAGCGAAGAGCGCCCCUCCUGCCGAUACCCUCCCCCAGUGGCUGAUUGAGCGUAACGAGCUCUUCGAGCAGCUUUGGCAACAACAUUUGGAGGAGACCAAGUCUCGCCCUCACCCUGAAAUCAACGUCACCCUCGACAUUGGCGACGGCAACCCCUCCUCCGUCCCCGCUAAGGCCUACGAGACCACCCCUGGAUCUUUCUUGCGCGAUGUUCCCAAGGAUGUGAGCGCCAAUGUGGUUAUUGCGAAGGUGAAUGGCGAACUCUGGGAUCUGAAUCGCCCUCUGGAAGGCGACUGCAAGGUUCUUUUGGUUCCCUUCAGCAACCCCGAGGCCCGUGAGGUAUUCUGGCACUCCAGUGCCCACACUCUCGGCGAGGCUUGCGAGUGCGAAUUCGGAUGCCUUUUGUCCCACGGUCCUCCUACUCCCCAGGGUUUCUUCUAUGACAUGGCCAUGCCUGAUGGACGUGUCGUCCGCGAGGCCGACUGGAAGCCCCUUGAUAACCGCGCUGGAAAGAUUUUCAAGGAGAAGCAGAGCUUUGACCGUUUGGAGGUGUCCAAGGAGAACCUGAAGAAGAUGUUCUCCUACAGCAAGUAUAAGACUCAUUACAUCGAUAAACUUGUCUCUGGAGAAUCAUCUACAGUUUACCGCUGCGGUACUCUGGUUGAUCUAUGCCGCGGCCCUCACAUCCAGAACACUGGCAAGAUCAAGACCUUCAAAAUCAUGCAGAACUCUUCUGCCUACUUCCUUGGUGACCAGUCCAACGACUCCCUGCAGCGUAUCCGCGGUGUCGCUUUCCCCGACAAGAAGCAGAUGGCCGAGCACUUGAAGUUCCUGGAGGAGGCUGAGAAGCGCAACCACCUGCGCCUGGGUAAGGAGCAGGAGCUGUUUUUCUUCGAUGAGGUUUCCCCUGGUUGCCCCUUCUUGCUUCCCGCCGGAACCAAGAUCUUCAACGCCCUCCAGUCUCUUCUUCGCAGCGAGUACCGCAAGCGCGGAUACCAAGAGGUCCAGACCCCCAACAUGUAUGAUGUUGGUCUUUGGAAGCAAUCUGGUCACUGGGCCCACUACAAGGACGAUAUGUUCAAGCUGGAUGUUGAGAAGCGUGAGUGGGCUCUGAAGCCUAUGAACUGCCCGGCACAUUUUGUCCUGUUCGGUCACCGCGAGCGUAGUUACCGCGAGUUGCCCAUGCGAAUUGCAGACUUUGGUGUUCUGCACCGUAACGAGGCCUCGGGUGCUCUCAGCGGUCUGACCCGUGUGCGCAAGUUCCAGCAGGAUGACACUCAUAUUUUCUGUACCCAGGACCAAAUCAUGUCCGAGAUUGAGGGUCUCUUUGACUUCCUGCAAUCCAUCUACGGCCUGUUCGGCUUUCAGUUUAAACUCAAGCUUUCAACCCGCCCAGAGAAAUUCCUGGGUGAAAUAGAGACGUGGAACGAAGCUGAAGACCAACUGAAGAAGGCUAUGACUAAGUUCAAGGGCGAGGACUGGACCAUCGACGAGGGUGACGGUGCCUUCUACGGACCCAAGAUCGAUAUCACCAUUGCCGACGCUCUCAAGCGUGAAUUCCAGUGUGCCACAAUUCAACUUGACUACCAAGCGUCACUUAACUUCGACCUCCAGUUCAUGACGAAUGAGAAGACGGAGAAGGCUGAGAAACCCGCCAAGCCCGCCAAGACUGAGAAGACUGAGAAGACUGAGAAGCCCGCCAAGGCUGAGAAGACUGAGGAGACCGAGGAGAAGAAGGCGGCCAAGCCCAUCGAACCCGGCUCUGGCCGUGCUCGCCCGGUUGUCAUUCACCGUGCCAUCAUCGGCUCCUUCGAGCGUUUCCUUGGUAUCCUGAUCGAGCACUUCGGCGGCAAGUGGCCCUUCUGGAUCAGCCCUCGCCAGGUCAUGAUCAUUCCCGUCAUGCCGGCUGUCAACGACUACGUCAAGGAGCUGCAGCAGAUCCUCCAGGGUGAUAAGCUGAACGUCGAUAUCGACAUUAGCGGUAACACUUUGCAAAAGAAGGUCAGAACGGCUCAGAUUUCACAAUACAACUUCAUCUUUAUUGUCGGCGCCGACGAGAAGGAAUCUCGUUGCGUUAACGUGCGCUGCCGUGACGAUCCCGCCUCACAAUCUAAGGGAGUCAUGAUUCCCCUGGACGAGGUGCGGCCCAAGCUCCGGGCAUUGCGCAAGGAGCGUAGGUUGGAGAGCACCCUGUAG
Messenger RNA from Penicillium atrosanguineum, 2289 nucleotides. Its product is annotated as threonine--tRNA ligase THS1. The transcript has 3 exons. Lineage: Eukaryota; Fungi; Ascomycota; Eurotiomycetes; Eurotiales; Aspergillaceae. The record is from RefSeq and is a predicted model, not a curated record. Gene Ontology annotation, cellular component: cytoplasm. Bases 1 to 2289 code for a protein of 762 amino acids. Gene Ontology annotation, molecular function: ATP binding; threonine-tRNA ligase activity. Gene Ontology annotation, biological process: threonyl-tRNA aminoacylation.